AUGAUGAACAAGAGGGAUAUGUUAAAGUACCGGGAAGAGGGAAAAAGGAAAGGCUGGCCGGUCGAGCGAGGAGGAGCGCUUCGGCUUGGAACAGCGAAACGGACGGUUGAACAAGAAAAGAGUGGUAGUAGUGAUGCAAUGAAAAAAGAAACAAACAAAAAUGAUACUUACCGAAGCACUACUAGCAACAAUCCGGCAUACGCUUCCAAUUUCAGGACAACAUUAACAGUCACAACGGCAACAGAAAAAUCAAAUUUCAUUUCCACAAACCUAGUUUUGAAUGGUAAUGCGCCAUCGGCUUUUCGACCAAUUAUUCCCUCCACUUCAUCAGACUCAUUUGUUGUUACAACUCUCAAUUCCCUCAUCUCACCAUCAGAUCAUGAAAGUGAACAGAACCAUCAUCACCAUCACCUCAAUCAUCAUCAUCAACAACAACAACAACAACAACAACAACAGAAUGAUGGUACAGUGAAUGGUGACUAUGGUGAGUUUAUUAUAUGGCUGGUAUGA
This is a messenger RNA of Cercopithifilaria johnstoni, 510 nucleotides long. Lineage: Eukaryota; Metazoa; Nematoda; Chromadorea; Rhabditida; Onchocercidae. The record is from the annotation of a GenBank genome assembly.